AUUGCAAACUUCUAUGAUCAGUCCUCGCCCCUGUGGGAAGAAGUGUGGGGGGAACACAUGCAUAUGGGGCAUUAUGGACAAAAAGGAGACGAAAAGAAAUCAGAUGUGCAAGCACAAAUUGACAUGGUGGACAGACUGUUGGACUGGGGACAGGUCUCCGCUCCAACUCACGUUCUCGAUGUCGGAUGUGGUGUGGGGGGAAGCUCGAGACACAUUGCUCGUCGCUACGGGUGCAAAGUAACAGGCAUCACAUUGAGUCCUCUGCAAUGUGAACAUGCCAAAGAGCGUUCUCGACUGGCAGGGUUGGCUGAUCAGACACAAUUUAUGGUAGCAGAUGCUCUUAAACUUCCUUUUGAAGACGAAAGUUUUGAUCUCAUCUGGUCGAUGGAGUCCGGCGAGCACAUGCCUGGAAAGAAGGAAUGGCUCGAGGAAUGUAAAAGAGUCCUUAAGCCGGGUGGUCGAUUUUUGAUGGCAACAUGGACUCAUCGCGACACCGAGAUGCUGUCUUGUGGACAUUUAAGCAAUGAGAACCUUGACAUCUCCAAGUAUUAUUACCUUCCUGAAUGGGUCUCAUGCAGCGACUACAAGAUGAUCGCACAAGAAUUAAGCUUCACAGACAUCCGCACAGAUGACUGGACGGAUGCAGUUCGUCCGUUCUGGCCAGCUGUAUGGCGAUCUGCUCUUUCAUGGCAAGGACUGAUCAAGACGCUGCGGAAAGGAAUUGAGACUCUCCGAGGAGCUCGUGCUGUUCUUCUUAUGAUUCGAGGCUUCAAUAAGGGACUAAUUCGCCUUGGUCUUCUGACGGCGGUGAAGCAAUAA
Guillardia theta CCMP2712 is the source of this 819-nucleotide messenger RNA. RefSeq lists its product as hypothetical. Lineage: Eukaryota; Cryptophyceae; Pyrenomonadales; Geminigeraceae. The record is from RefSeq and is a predicted model, not a curated record. The annotation marks the transcript as partial. Gene Ontology annotation, molecular function: S-adenosylmethionine-dependent methyltransferase activity. The transcript is spliced from 13 exons. Gene Ontology annotation, biological process: methylation.